UAGCUUUUCUUUCACUCCUCAGCUUUUCACGCAAACACACGUGUGCAAAACACUAGAACCUCGGCGAAAUCGAAAAACCUGAACAUCGCCGGAUAUCUCCGGCGAUGUCGUCUCCCUCUCCGGAGACUUCUCCGGCGACCAACCCCAGCACUCCUUCAAGUUCUCCGCCUCCGCCGCUGACGACAGAGUUUUCGCAGCCGUCUCCGCCUCGUCCGCCUCCAUCACUACCGCUGCCGCUGCCGCCUCCGCCUAACGGGGGUUUGGCAAAGGGGGCGCUGGUAGGGCUGAUAGUGGGGAUAGGGAUAGGAGGGUUAAUUGUGCUUGUGGGCGUUUGCAUUUUCGUCAUUUUCUAUAGGAGGAGGAAUCGGAGGAACCGAUUUGAUAAUGUUCACUCCGAUGGUCAUCCACAAGAAUCUAAAAAUGACCCUAUUGGUGACCCACCUCAGCAUUGGCAACAAAAUGCUCCACCACCAAAAGAUGGUAAAGUAACAUUGUUUCCCAAGCCAACUCGUCCCCCUGGAGUUGCAUCAAGUCCCCAACUGUUACAAGUCUCCACUCCUACUGCACAUUCUUCGGCAAGUAGCAGUUUGGGCUAUGAGAGACCAAUCCCACCACCUUCUCCUGGCUAUGCCUUAGGUCUUUCACAAAGUACAUUUUCAUAUAAGGAAUUAGCCAUUGCAACAAAUGGUUUCUCCAGUGCCAACCUCCUUGGUGAAGGUGGUUUCGGUUACGUUCAUAAAGGAGUCCUUCCUAAUGGGAAAGUGGUUGCAAUUAAGCAGCUGAAAUCUGGCAGUGCACAGGGGGAGCGUGAAUUUGUGGCAGAGGUUGAGGUCAUUAGUCGUGUCCAUCACAAGCACCUUGUUUCACUUGUUGGAUACUGCAUUUCUGGGGCACAGAGAAUGCUUGUUUAUGAGUUUGUCCCGAACUACACCUUGGAUUUUCAUCUACAUGGAAAGGAGAGGCCAACUGUGAACUGGCCAACCAGAAUGAAAAUAGCUCUGGGCUCUGCAAAAGGAUUGGCAUAUCUGCAUGAGGACUGUCAGCCCAAGAUUAUUCACCGUGACAUCAAGGCAGCUAAUAUUCUUCUUGAAUAUAACUUUGAUGCGAAGGUUGCAGAUUUCGGGCUUGCCAAGUUUUCAUUAGAUACUGAUACUCAUGUCUCCACUCGGGUAAUGGGAACUUUUGGUUACUUGGCUCCCGAGUAUGCUGCAAGUGGAAAGCUCACUUAUAAGUCAGAUGUCUUCUCCUUUGGGGUUGUACUUUUGGAGUUGAUUACCGGACGCCAACCUCUGGAUAAAACUCAAUCCUUCACUGAUGAUAGCAUGGUUGAGUGGGCAAGGCCUUUGCUCGCGCAAGCUUUAGAAAAUGGAAAUUUUGAAGCUCUUGUUGAACCGAGGUUGCAGAAUGAUUACAACUCUGGCGAAAUGGCACGAAUGGUUGCUUGUGCUGCUGCUUGCAUUCGUCAUUCAGCUCGGUAUCGGCCAAGAAUGAGCCAGAUAGUUCGAGCUUUGGAAGGAAACCUUCCUCUAGAUGAUCUAAAUGAGGGAAUGAAACCCGGGCACAGCAGAGCAAUCGGUUCGUUUGAGAGCACGGAUUAUGAGAGUAGCCAGUAUAAGGAGGACUUGAAGAAAUUUAGAAAGAUGGCACUAGAAAGCCAAGAGCUAGGUACUAGUGAGUGCAGUGGACCUAGCAGCGACUCUGCUCUGCUCCAAUCUGUCUCAAGUAGCGAAGGCCAACGAACUACCCAAGAGAUAGAAUUGGGGAAACUCAAAAAUGAUGCCCAAGAUUUUGGUUAAAUCUCUUGCUUGAUUUUUCGGGUUUUCUUGUAAAUUUGCCCGCUUUUCCCCCAUCAUUAAAAUUGCCUAUUUUGCAGAUUAUUAUGCCACCAUGAGGAACAAGAACAGAACCCAACUAUUUAACGGUAGUUUUGGUUGAUUUUUGCCUAUUUUCUGAUAUAUUUUCUGAUAUAGUUAGUUAAUCUAUAAAUAGAAUCCUUUUAAUGGUUGGACA
Alnus glutinosa is the source of this 2010-nucleotide messenger RNA. RefSeq names its product proline-rich receptor-like protein kinase PERK1. Lineage: Eukaryota; Viridiplantae; Streptophyta; Magnoliopsida; Fagales; Betulaceae. Gene Ontology annotation, biological process: protein phosphorylation. The transcript is spliced from 8 exons. The coding region runs from base 105 to 1796 and encodes 563 amino acids. Gene Ontology annotation, molecular function: protein kinase activity; ATP binding. The record is from RefSeq and is a predicted model, not a curated record.